Molecule: messenger RNA, 2193 nt
Organism: Adineta ricciae
Lineage: Eukaryota; Metazoa; Rotifera; Eurotatoria; Adinetida; Adinetidae
Source: the annotation of a GenBank genome assembly
AUGACAUACGUCUCAGCUGUGAUUGCUCUGUUCGUUGUUAUUUUUGCCAAUUUCUUGUUAUCAUGUGAAAGUUUGGAAUGUUACGAAUGCUCAGGUUUAAAUGAGCAAGCAUGUACGACAACAGCGUCCAAUUGUCCUAUGUGUAUGGUAUUUCGCAAUGAUAACGAUCCAACUAAAUUUGAUCGACGUUGCUGUUGGCGGGGCUGUGGAGCGUCCAAACAAGUAUCUGAACACGCUGGUCGGCUAACUUAUUUUUGUGACACUGACAAGUGCAACGACGGCAAUAGUGAAGAGAUUUUGCGUUAUGCUACUACAACCGCAAGUAGUACGUCAACGAUGUCUUCAACGAUGACUACAACGGCUUCUGAACCGUCGUCAUCCGAAUGUUUUGAUUGUUCAGGACCUAGUUGUGGCACGAACGGUUCAUCAAUGUCAGCGCACUGUCCCAAAUGUAUGGUUUACAGAAAUCCUGACGACCAAACAAACAUCGAAAGACGUUGUUGCUGGUGGAAUUGUGGCCCUUCGAAUACUGUCAGCACUUAUAACGGUAUCGAAACUUACUUUUGCACAGGUCAGAAGUGUAAUGGGUAUGGCGCAGAAUCCGCACUUAGUGCCCCAGUAACAAGAACUACCUCACAAACUACCACGAUGACGACAACAAUAGCUACCACAACUGAGCAAUCGUCAUCCCAAUGUUUUGACUGCUCAGGAUCCGACUGUGGUAAGGAAGGAUCACAAAUGUCAAUGCAUUGUCCCAAGUGUAUGGUCUAUCGAAAUCCUGAUGAUCAAACAAAAAUCGAACGACGUUGUUGUUGGUGGAACUGUGGACCCUCGAAUACUGUCAGCACUUACAACGGUAUCGAAACUUAUUUUUGUACGGGUGACAAAUGUAAUGGGUAUGGAGCAGAAUCUGCACUUGGUGUCCCUGUAACAAGAACCACAUUGAGAACUACUAUGAUGACGACACCAGUGACAACAACGACGAUCACUAAAACCGAACAGCCUUCAUCCCAAUGUUUCGAUUGUUCAGGAGUUGAUUGUGGCAAAGAAGGAUCAUCGAUGUCGAUGAAUUGUCCAAAAUGUAUGGUUUACCGAAAUCCGGAUGAUCAAACAAAAAUUGAACGACGCUGUUGUUGGUGGAAUUGUGGCCCUUCGAAUACUGUCAGCACUUACAAUGGUAUCGAAACUUACUUUUGCACUGGUCACAAGUGUAACGGAAACGGCGCAGAGUCGAAUCUGGGCCCUGCCAAGAUAACAACUUCUGUACCAACGACGUCGACAACAACGUUUGCGUCAGUCACAACGACAACAAUUACUGCUACAACCACCUCACAAACAGCAUUUCAAUGUUAUGAUUGCUCAGGUCCUGAUUGCGGAAAUGCCAAUUCGAUGAUAUCUAUGAACUGUCCAAGAUGUAUGGUUUAUCGAAACCCAAGUGAUCAAACAAAAAUUGAACGUCGUUGUUGCAGAUGGGCAUGUGGACCUUCAAAUUCCGUUACUCGUUACAACGGAAUCGAAACAUUCUUUUGUUCUAGCGAUCGAUGUAAUGGUUAUGGCUCGGAAUUUGCUCUCAGUGCUGCAGUAACAACAACAACUGCAAGAAUGACACCGAUGAGCACGACUACAACAUUAAUGAGAACUACUACCACUAAAACUGAACAACCAUCGUCCCAAUGUUUCGACUGCUCGGGACCAGAUUGUGGUAAGGAAGGUUCACAAAUGUCGAUGAACUGUCCAAAAUGUAUGGUUUACAGAAAUCCUGAUGAUCAAACUAAAAUUGAAAGACGCUGUUGUUGGUGGGGUUGUGGAGCAUCGAAUACCAUCAAUAUGUACAAUGGAAUGGAAACCUAUUUCUGUACUGGCAACAAGUGCAAUGGUUAUGGUUCAGAAUCUGGCCUAAGUCCCCCAGUUACAACCACAACAGCUAGGACAAUGGCCUCUUCGACAAUGACAACCACGACUAUACCAUCGCCAGGAGUAUGUUCACUCAAUUGCCGAAACGGUGGUACACCGGAAACAGAAGAUGGUUGCUUCUGUUACUGUUUAGAAAACACUUACGGACGUGAAUGUGAAAAUGUCGAUUGUGCUCAACCCGAUGUCGAUCCUGAAACUUGCAGUGCAGAGAAUCGAUCACUCUGUGAAGAAAGUGAGACAUUUGCUUUCGAAUGUCUUCAUCUAUGUGGAAAGUGUUAA